AUGACCCACCGCUCAACUGCUCUCCUUAGUUGUCCGAAUCGGCUUUUAUUCAGCAACGGUUCCUCGUCGGUCUUUGUCAAUGCAAAGCAAAUAAACCAGACCAGGACGUUUCUCGACUCUUUACUCAGCUCAGCCCUAGGACCUUGCCCACUACGCUCGCUCUCGCAUACCAAGCUGCUACCAUAUUCAUCCGUGGUAAUUUUCAAAACCGUGUCCGAUGUCUCUGGCUAUCCCACAUUUCUCCCAUUUACGAUAUCAUCGAAUGUCUCCUCAAGAGAUUCAGCAGGGUAUCCAACUCGCGCCAAGCUAAAAGUGGGAUAUGCAAAGUUCGGAUUGGAGGAGGAUUGGGACAGUAUUGUCCAGUGCGAUCCCAAACAUGGAAUUGUUGAAGCACGGAGUAGUGAGGAAAACAGUAACGGGCUUUUCGAAGUCUUGAACACGAAAUGGCACAUCGCGCCGUCCAAAGACCCUGGAGAGGACAAAACAUCUGUCCAGUUGAACAUCACCGUCAAAUUCCGAAACCUACUCCACGAUCAAAUGUUUGCCCAGGUGGAAGAAAAGGUUGCGAGCACUAUGAUUUCAGCAUUUGAGAAGAGAGUUGAAGAGCUGCACCAAGGAAAAUGA
This is a messenger RNA of Rhinocladiella mackenziei CBS 650.93, 624 nucleotides long. RefSeq lists its product as uncharacterized. Gene Ontology annotation, cellular component: mitochondrion. Gene Ontology annotation, biological process: ubiquinone biosynthetic process; cellular respiration. The transcript has a single exon. The coding region runs from base 1 to 624 and encodes 207 amino acids. The record is from RefSeq and is a predicted model, not a curated record. Lineage: Eukaryota; Fungi; Ascomycota; Eurotiomycetes; Chaetothyriales; Herpotrichiellaceae. Gene Ontology annotation, molecular function: ubiquinone binding.